This is a messenger RNA of Phascolarctos cinereus (koala), 4826 nucleotides long. The record is from RefSeq and is a predicted model, not a curated record. Lineage: Eukaryota; Metazoa; Chordata; Mammalia; Diprotodontia; Phascolarctidae.
AUGGUGGGUGGUGAUGAUGAUGGUGAUAGUGGUAGUGAUGGCAGUGACAGUGAUGAUUGGUUGAUGGAAGCAAAGAUGACUCAUUCCCUUGCAGAUUCUAUCGGUGGCCCCUUCCCUGCCUCCUCUCACCGAUGUCACCACAAACAGAAGCACUGUCUGCCAACGCCCCAAGGCGGGAGCCUCCCGGCCACACCACUGCUCUUCCACCCACAUACCAAGGGCUCCCAGAUCCUGAUGGACCUCAGCCACAAGGCUGUGAAGCGGCAGGCUAGCUUCUGUAACGCCAUCACCUUCAGCAACCGGCCCGUCCUCAUCUAUGAGCAAGUCAGGCUAAAGAUCACCAAGAAGCAGUGCUGCUGGAGUGGAGCUCUGCGACUGGGCUUCACAUGCAAGGAUCCGUCCCGAAUUAACCCAGACACACUGCCCAAGUAUGCCUGUCCUGACCUUGUAUCCCAGAGUGGCUUCUGGGCCAAGGCAUUACCUGAGGAGUAUGCUAAUGAGGGCAACAUCAUCGCCUUCUGGGUGGACAAGAAGGGCCGUGUAUUCUACCGGGUCAAUGACUCUGCCGCCAUGCUGUUCUUCAGUGGUGUCCGAACUGCUGAUCCCCUGUGGGCCCUGGUUGACGUCUAUGGCCUCACAAGGGGUGUCCAGCUGCUUGAGAGCGAGAUUGUCCCCCCAGACUGCCUCCGUCCCCGGUCCUUCACUGCCAUCCGAAGGCCCUCGCUGCGGAGAGACCCUGAGGACACGCGCCUCUCUGUCAGCCUGUGCGACCUCAACAUGCAGGACGGGGGCUUCCAGGCUGCGGCCGUGGCGGCGUCAGCCUGUUCCAUCCCGCAGAACUCCCUCAACUCUCAGAACUGCCACUCGUUGCCCCCGCAGCUAGAGAGUGACCUUCGCUUCCACCAGCUGCGAGGCGCUCACAUCAAGAUCCUGGACGAGCAGACAGUGGCCCGGCUGGAGCACGCCCGCGAGGAGCGGACACUGGUCUUCACCAGUCGGCCGCUGCGAGUGGGGGAGACCAUCUUCGUCAAGGUCAACAAAUCCAAUACCUCCCGCCCUGGAACCCUGUCCUACGGUGUCACAACCUGUGAUCCUGGGACUCUGCGUCCCAGUGACCUCCCCUAUAACCCAGAGGCCCUGGUGGACAGGAAGGAGUUCUGGGCCGUGUGCCGGGUCCCUGGGCCCCUCCACAGUGGUGACAUCCUGGGCUUUAUGGUGACUGCUGAUGGGGAGCUGCACCUGAGUCACAAUGGGGCAGCCGCUGGCAUGCAGCUCUGUGUAGACGUUUCCCAGCCCCUCUGGAUGCUCUUCAAUCUGCAUGGGGCCAUCACACAGAUCCGCGUCCUUGGCUCCACCAUCCUGGCUGAGCGAGGUGUCCCAUCUCUCCCAACCUCCCCAGCAUCUUCACCCACUUCUCCUACUGGUCUGUGCAGUCGGCUCUCUGACCCUCUGCUGAGUGCAUGCAGCUCUGGACCCCCCGGCAGCUCUCUCAGUGGCACAGCCCCCAACUCACCUGUAAGCCUGCCUGAGUCGCCUCUGUCACCGGGCCCUGGGCCGGGGCCAGGCCCAGGGCCAUGGAGUGAUGAGUGUACCAUCUGUUAUGAGAACACAGUGGACACGGUCAUCUACACCUGCGGUCACAUGUGCCUGUGCUACUCCUGUGGCCUCCGCCUGAAGAAGACUGUCCACGCUUGCUGUCCCAUCUGCCGUCGAGUCAUCAAGGACAUCAUUAAGACCUACCGGAGCACUUAGAUCCGAUGCUGACCCUGCUGCUCCCCCACCCCACCCUGCCCAUGGUGGGACUCUAGCCAUCAGGAGGCCAACUCCAUCCCUAGCAGAGGGCUAGCAAACAGGGACCCCCUUUUCUCUCUUUUUUGGAAACUUGUUUUCCCUUCUUCCAUUAAAAAAGCAAAGCAAAGGCUCCCCAGGGGCUUUAGGGCAUAUGGGGUAGAAAGAUAGCCCCUUCAGGUGACCUCAUUGGCUACUAUCUCUGGAAUCCGUGAGAAGACAGACCUGUGCUUUGGACCUUAAUUCAUCUGGGGAUGCCCUGACUCAGCAAAAGGCUGGGCCCCUCCCUGGUGAUUUCUAGAGAAGGGGAGGGGCAGAGCAAAUCCAGGAUUUGGAGGAACCAGGAAUAUCUCUCCUUGUUCCCACCCUCAUAAGCCAUGUCUGACCAGGCCUCUGGGGAGGAGUAUAAUGAGAGCCAGCGCCUCCCACCCCAGAGUGCACCUGACCAGUCUGACCCCUUUAAAAAAAGCCUCUCCUGUUUUCUCUUUCCAAUUUUCUUUCCUCUCUUAUCUCUACACUGUCUUCUUCCUCUCCUGCCAUCUCUUCUCUCUCCCUUCCUCUCAUUUUGUCUCUCUCUUCCCUUUCACAGACUGUCAAGUGUUUGACUGAAAGAUUUGGAGCUCUUUGGAAAGGAGCUGCCGUGUCCAUUUUCCUCAGCUAGAGGGCAAGUGGGUAGUGUAGUGGAUAGAGUGUUGAGGGUGGAGUCAGGAAGACCAGAGUUCAAAUCCUCCCUCACUCUCCCUAGUUGUGUGACCCAGGGCAUGUCAUUGAACCUUUUUUUGGCCUCAAUUUACUCAUCUGUAAAAUGAGGGAGUUAGCCUCACUGGCCUUCGGGAAUCCUUCCAACUUUAGAUUUCUGAUCCUGUGACCUACAGGAAGAAAGGAUAUCUGCCUCCUGAACUUUCCCCUCCUCUUCCUUUAUCUUCCUUCCCCUCCCUAUCACAUCUCAGGCUGCCCCUCAGGCAUGAGUGGAAUUGUGAAUUGACUACAGUGAGGAAUGACUACAGAGAGGCCCACCCAGAUUGGAUACCACCUCCUUUUGACUUUUGAGAAGUGGGUUUUAAUGACUCCUGACUUCUCCCAGGCCCCUGUGACCAUGGGGAGAGGUCUUGCUUGCAGUUCGCCUCCUAAGACACAAAUCAUCUCACCCUGCCAUCAUCUGAGGCCUCCAACCAGGGGGCAGGGGCAGGGGCAGGGGAUGCUUCUCCCUAGCUCUCCCCACCCCCACUCCCUCAGGCAUCCUCCUCCUAUCAUCUCAGUGCCAGGGGGGCAGUUCAUCAUGGAAGCUAUGGGGGACCUAGGAGGAGGGGAUGUUUGUGACUCAGACUCUCCCUCACAUAGGUCCUUCCUGCCCAGCAGUCACUUCCAACUUUGGCCAUACCCCCACCCUGGCCUGUAAGCCCUCCCUUGCUCUCUUGCCUUAUUUAUUUUUAAUUAAUUUAUUGAUUUGCACUAGGUGGUAUUACUGUUCCCCCACCUAUCCCUUCCUGCCUCAUGACCUGGAGGACUAGCCUUAGGUGCCUAUGACAUGUGCCAGGCAGGGGGCAGUUGGGUGACAAAGACAGCUUCAUCCCAGAUGCUUCCCACUGGGGCUCAACCCACUCAGGCUCAGUAAGCCUCUCUCCCAUCAAAACCCAGCCAAAUGUUUCCUUAGCCUCCAGGAAUUGAAAAAUCUCUGUCCUAGACAAUUCUCUCCCAUUUCCCAGAGGAGAUUUCAGGUGUUCUAGAGUUUCAGGAGGCAGUUUGGUACUGGAUUUUGAGUCAAAGGACCUGAGUUCAAGCCUCAAUUCUGCUACUAUCUGCGCAGCCUUGGUUACUUCACCUCUCUGGGUCUCAGUUUCCUCAUCUGUAAAUGGGAGGGGGUGGACAAGAUGAACUUUGAGGUCUUUCCCAAUUCCUUAUGAUUCUGAGACUGGUAGAGAGAACCCAGAGGCAGAAAAAGGAGGGUUCAUUUGGGAAAGUUUUGUUUGUUGACCUCUAAUCUGUGGUAGGAGUAGGUUACCUGGGGUAAGACACUUUCCCUCUCUAUCUUCUUCUCCUCCAACCCAAUGAAAGGCCAAAAAAAAGAGUCCUGGACCUCAGUGAAAUAGGUUUCCAGUUGAGAGGAAGUGGAGAUGCUUAAAGCCUUUUGAUGUCUGUCCAUCCUCUGUUUGUCCUCCCAGGGUUAGAGGUCCAGAGCUGUCUUUUGGGAGAAUGUCAGUCUGUGAUUUGGGAUGCAUUGCCAAGGGACCUGGGGAAAGUGGUGUCUUUAGCACUUGUCUCAAGCCACAAUCAUCUCACCCAAAGUCCAUCCCUAACACUGACCAGGCUUCAGGAUCUCAGGGGUAUUAGAUGGUAUGGAGGUACUGAGUAGGGUUGGGUCUUCCCUAGGUUCACCAGGCUGAGUCUUUCCCACCUUUGAGGGUUAGCAACUGCUUUUGUUUGACCCUUUGCUGCUACCCUAUCUGUCCAUAUCCAGUCUUGGUCCACCUCUGCUGCUGAACAGAGGGAGAACAUGAGGGAAAGCAUCACCUUUCAGUGCAAAGAGCCCUCAACCAGAAGACCUGGAUUUUCUUCCUAUCUCUGUCAUUAACUCCCUGUGUGAGCCUAAGCAAACCACUUUUGCUCUGUGUAUGUCCAUUUUCUCUAAGUCAUGGGAGUUGUACUGGAUGGUUUCUAAAGUUCCUUCCAGUUCUGAAGUUAGAUUGAGGUUAAUUCUAAGAUUUUGGUUGGUAGGUUGGUAUUGGAGAUGGGGGUGUGGGAGAGAAGUCCUUUCCCCAGCCCUUCCAGAAGCAAGGAAUCUCCUGGUUGGUUCCUUUGAGAUUCUAAAUUAGGGCAUCUUUAGGGAGGUGGGGACAGGGUUCCCCUUACUCUGUUCUGAUCUGGGGUCAUAUUCUCAUGGGGUGCUGGGGAAAAGGAAGAAUGGGAAGAAGGAGGAAGAGAAGGCACCUACCAUGUUCUAUUCCAUUUCUUUCUGAUGCUGUACUCUGUUAGACGCCACCUCCAUUGUGUCCUCUGGGUCACCCUGAUUGUGAAUAAAGGUGAUUUAGCUAUUCUAA